UAAUGUUAUUCAAAUAAAUAAUACAAAAUAGAUAUUACUUUUAGUACAUUAUAGACAUCAAAGUAGGCGUUUUAUGAAAGAUUUUUGAGGCUUUUUACAACCAAUUUGCAAAACUGAUUUUAAAAUCUUUACAUCAAAUUACACUUUUAAGUACAGUAUAGUGUAGUAUACUUUUAAAGCCUUAAAAAAUAAUUACUAAAUGAUCUGAUAAUGUCUUUAAGCGAAUCUUUGAGGGAAAAUCUUUGCAGUUUUUUUGAGUACAAGACACCAAAGAUAGUCCACAUUAAGAGCCGAAAAGUGGGAAUUUUGAAUCGUUUAAUACAAGCCGUUAUUAUCUCAUACAUUGUCGGUUUUAUCCUUAUUUACAAAAAAGGAUAUCAAGAGUUUUCGGGUGUCGAAAGUUCGGUGACCACUAAAGUCAAAGGAGUUUUAUCCACAAGAAAUUUAACACAAAAUGAUUUCAAUGACAACUAUAUUGAGGAUAUGGAUCUCUAUGUAAGAAUUUGGGACACAACUGAUCUGGUGGUGCCGGCAUCGGAAAACGGAGCGUUUUUCGUGACCACAAAUAUGAUAUUAACACCAAACCAGUCACUGGGUGUCUGUCCUGAAGAUGCAGAUGUUUCUGACGCUGUCUGUGAUCCAAACAUAAAGGGUUUCUGUGACGACAAAGUUUUUCUAUUAGGACACGGUAUUGCAACCGGAAAGUGUGUUAACUCAACACGAAAGGGUGUCUACACGUGUGAAAUAGAUGGCUGGUGUCCGGUCGAGAAAGAUGACUAUCCACUCAAAGACAACAAACCAUUAUUUACGGCAACAAAAAACUUUACGGUUUUGAUUAAAAAUAGCAUUCGUUUCAGUGAUUAUAAUAUCAGAAGAAGGAAUAUCAUUGAAAUCGAUAAUUCAUCUAAACUUAGAGAUUGUACUUACGAUCCGAUUAUGAAUGCCGGAUGUCCUGUCUUUGUGCUCAACGAUAUUGUUAGGUGGGCUGACCAGGACUACGACCAGAUUUCACAAUACGGUGGAGUCAUUGGCAUAGAAAUCAAUUGGGACUGCAAUUUGGACUUUGAUCUCAAAUACUGUGUCCCAAAGUAUUCGUUCAAACGUUUGGACGAUCCGCACACUAGUAUAGCUAAGGGCUGGAACUUUCGUUACUCCAACUAUUAUGACAAUAACCGGCGCACACUAUAUAAGGCUACGGGUAUUAGGUUUGUCUUAUUAGUUAGCGGUUCGGCCGGAAAAUUCAAUUUUAUACCUCUGGUCAUAAAACUCGGUUCAGGACUUGGAUUGCUCGCUAUUACAACAAUUAUCUGUGAUAUAGUUGUGCUUUAUCUGAAUAAAGGGGGAAAAUAUUAUAAGGACAAGAAGUAUCAAUAUGUGGAACAAGUGAACACUCAAUAUACGGAUAUGAUGGCAGCCAAUCUAAGACAAAGAACUUCAUCCGAUGAUCAACGAAGUAAUAAUUUUAUGGACCAAUGAUUUG
This is a messenger RNA of Oppia nitens, 1480 nucleotides long. RefSeq names its product P2X purinoceptor 4-like. The coding region runs from base 211 to 1476 and encodes 421 amino acids. NCBI's taxonomy places the organism in Eukaryota, Metazoa, Arthropoda, Arachnida, Sarcoptiformes, Oppiidae. Gene Ontology annotation, cellular component: nuclear inner membrane; plasma membrane. Gene Ontology annotation, molecular function: extracellularly ATP-gated monoatomic cation channel activity; purinergic nucleotide receptor activity. The record is from RefSeq and is a predicted model, not a curated record. Gene Ontology annotation, biological process: response to ATP; monoatomic cation transmembrane transport. The transcript has 7 exons.